AUGAAAGCAAAACUAUCUCGAUCGGACUCGUUUUUAAAAGUUUCCAAUUCUUUGUGGACGUUAACAGUCUAUUCAGCAAGAUUGUUUAGCAAACAAUUUAAAACCUUUCAUUGUUUUGAUCAACUUCAUCAUGAUCAACACGGUCUUGAAAAUAGGGUUAAAGCAAAGGAAUUUCCUAGACAUGACCCAGGGAUGGAUUUAGAAGCACCGAUAAGCACGAAUCAGCAAAUUUGUUUCUACUCGAUUGAACAAUCGAGAAAGGCUCUAGCUAGCGGCAAGACUCUUUCUGGAGCAAAGCUAACACCAACAAGUAUGGCAACACAUCAUCUCAAAAGACUCAACACUCUUCAAGGAUACUACCACACUCACAUCAGAAUUCCAUCCAUGAAAGAAAUGGAACAACAAUUGAUGGAGUUACCAAAAGAUCUUAGCGGUAUAUUUUACCAUAACAUUGACAUCCAACAAACGCUUUCAAACUAUUGUCUUACAGAAAACAUUAAGGAGUUGACCGCUUGCCUUAGUAAUACAAUAUGUGUUUUAGAAACUAUUCUUAGAAUGAAUGGAGGAAUCAAUUUAGGUCAGACAACUGUCCCUCCAUUCGGAAUGAUUAGAAAUCCUUUCAACCCUUCAAAUAGUUUGAGCUCUGGAGGAGCAGCUGCUAUAGCAGCUGGUGUUGGUAAUGUGGCUAUAGCAUGUGAUGCUGCUGGUUCAAUAGCAGUCCCAACUGGCUUCUCAGGCAAUGUUGGAGUGAAACCCUCUUCUGACACGAGGCUAUUUGAAGGUACAAAAUGCGGUCAUAAUGGGGUGUCGAUUGGUACGAUCACUAGAAGUAUAGACGACGCCGCAUUGGUCUGGGAGUCUUUAAUCCCUCAAGAUGGAGACGAUGGUUUGAAUACAGAGUAUACAUUGUCACGAUGGGCCAAGUUUUGCAAAAAACAUGGCUGUCGUGAGUUUGAAGAAAAACGAAUUUGUUUUAUUUCAAACUUCCCAUGGUGUUGCGAUUUGGAUUCCUGCAUCCAACACUCAUUUGACGAUCUUGUGAACACUGUAAAGACAGACUUCUUCAACGUCACCUAUUUAAGCAAACAUGAUUUUAACUUUGACGACCAAGAUACCAUUAUGGAGAUAUUGAAGCUUUGUAAUGUUAAGUUAAAUGAUGAAAGAGUUAAACAAGUAGAGCUGCACUCUUCGUCCGUUGCAAUAACCUAUGAAGAUACUAGGAAGGUGCAGUCGAAAACUGGAAUGGGAAUUGAAGGCUUAUUUCAGACCUAUGAUUUUCUUGUAAUACCAGUCAGUACUUGUGUUGCUUGGAAAGUUGAUCAUGAAAAACCAAUAUCCACCUCAACAGAUUUAUGUUUCAAUUUGGCACAAUAUUUCAACCUUGUGGAUUGUCCUGUAAUUACUCUUCCGUUGGGCGAGGAUCACGAUUUUGUUCCUUAUGGAGUUCAAAUCGUUGGAAAACCAAGAUCUGGCACGAAGGGGCUAUACGAUUUGUUUGGAUUUUCAAGUGUACUAUCACCAUACACCAAGUACAAUCCCCCUGAAAUAUCGGUCACAUCCUUGAAAUAUUGUGCCCAUGAAGAUGAAUAUGGGUUUCCUUGCAAUAUUAAUGGCUAA
Molecule: messenger RNA, 1617 nt
Organism: Naegleria lovaniensis
Lineage: Eukaryota; Heterolobosea; Eutetramitea; Acrasida; Naegleriidae
Exons: 1
Coding region: 1-1617 (538 amino acids)
Molecular function (GO): catalytic activity
Source: RefSeq, a predicted model, not a curated record